Messenger RNA from Hyphopichia burtonii NRRL Y-1933, 513 nucleotides. RefSeq lists its product as uncharacterized. Gene Ontology annotation, cellular component: mitochondrial intermembrane space. Lineage: Eukaryota; Fungi; Ascomycota; Pichiomycetes; Serinales; Debaryomycetaceae. The transcript has a single exon. Gene Ontology annotation, biological process: phospholipid transport. Gene Ontology annotation, molecular function: phosphatidic acid transfer activity. The record is from RefSeq and is a predicted model, not a curated record. Bases 1 to 513 code for a protein of 170 amino acids.
AUGGUGCUCUUGCUAAGUAAUUCAUAUACCUACGAUCAUGAUUUCAAUACUGCCAGUUUAGCAUACCUCAACCGGUACCCAAAUCCAUACGCUAAACAUGUUUUAAGUAGUGAUACUUUAGAAUGCUAUAUUGAUGAUCAAGGAAAUUUAAGAACAACUAGAUUUGUUAUUAAAACCGGUAGAUUACCCGGGUUCAUCAAGCCUUUCUUGGGGGACCGGUUGAAUAGUUGUAUUAUUGAAAAACUGAUUAUAAAUCCAAAUAAGAAAACCAUGGUCUGUUAUAGUGCUAAUAUCGACCAUAGGAAAUUUAUCAAGAUUGAAGAACUAUUAAAUUACUCUACUAUCAAGGGAAGUACUUUUGUUGAUUCCAACGUUAAAUUUUCAUCGAAUUUCAUCGGGUUUAAACAAAAAAUUGAAGAAUGGAGUCAUAGUAAAUUUUUACAAAAUAUGAAAAACUCAAGACAAGGUCUUGGUUAUGUCAUGAACCAGUUCAAAGAUAAGUCCUACCAAUAG